Xyrichtys novacula (pearly razorfish) is the source of this 10999-nucleotide messenger RNA. The record is from the annotation of a GenBank genome assembly. NCBI's taxonomy places the organism in Eukaryota, Metazoa, Chordata, Actinopteri, Labriformes, Labridae.
UGAAAAGCAUUCAAAUCACCCCCAAAUGCUUACCCUGUAAUCAUUAUGAAAACAGAACCAUUAGAAUAUUUUUACUCUGAAUAUGUUUGAUGCUGAUACUUGUUUACCUAACGCUUGGAGAUCAAUAUCAGCAAACUGUGGCUAUAUGCUCUGGAAAUUGUAAAAAAUGGCAUCCUUACCAGCUUGUUAUUGACAAGCAGAAACUUCUUACAGUAGUGUUAAUCUAUUAGUCAAAUUCAUGGCUUUGUGACAAACUAUUUUUUAUUUAUUUUUUUACACAAACUAUAUCCUGAAGACAAUACUUAAUAGUACCACGGAAAAUAAAAACAAUGUACAAAAAUAAACAAAUCAUUAAAUCCCAUAUCUAAUAGACGGCUAUUAGACGACUAGCUUUUCUUUAGACCUAAUUUCAACCGUCUAGAUUCUGUAUAUUUUAGACGGAAUUUAGACAUUACACUUUAACCUAUUAUUUGAUAACUAUUUAUUCCAAAAAGCAACUGAGAGUUGUAUAACUGAUCUUCCAGGACAUAAAUAAUGUUAAUAGCUGUUGAGCAAUAUACAGUGUAGUAUAGAUAUAGCCUAUAUUUAGCCUUGGUCUAAAUUUAGACAUCUAAAAACCUUUAAUUUUUAGACCUGUGGUAGCCUGAUUUUAGACUCGACGUCUAGGCUACAUUUAGACGUCUGUUAGACCUCUUAUAGACCAAAAAAUGCUCAGUGGGUAGGCCCACAGUCAUUUGUGUUGCCAGACUGUCAUUGUAUGAAAACGUUGAAGGACCUGAAAAUUUCAGUCAUGAAUAAAAAUCUAUUUUUCAAGCAUAGCAGUCAGAAAUCUUGCUUGAAAGAUAUAAGUCAUGUAGUCCAAUGUUGUUUACUUUCCCCUCUAUUAGAAACAGCGACGACCCCUUUUUAAAUAUUACAGCCCUUUCGUUUUGCUCAGGCAUAUUCCGGGUCGUGUUGUUUGGGGUCCUUACUGAGAGCUCGGCGCCAGUCUCCCGGUUGUUAACGGUGGAGGAGAAUCCGAGUGAAAUUUGGUGAAUUAUUCCUUAAAUUCUUGCAGCUAAGGACACCUGGGUCCUCUUUGCUCCAGCGAUGAAUCUGGAACUGCUCGGUAAUGAACAGAUACAUUGUUUUUCCUCCGUAUACCCCGCUAUCGUCGCAUCAUUAUUGUUGUGUUCUUGUUGUGGUUAGCAGUGUGCACUAGCCUAGCAUGCUAACAUCAACCGCUCUAAUAUAAAUUAUUAUUAUCUGGAUUUUCCUGAACUAAUGGAUAAAAUACUGAGUUGAAUAACAUUUAAACACACUUUAAGCUUUAUUCAAACUCUUUAUGUCAACAUUCGUCCCGAAAGUUUGUGUAUUUUAUGAAUAGUAGCUGAUACCGUUCAGUCUCUUGGCUCUUAUCGUUUCAUAUAUGAAUUAAAUGUUUGUGUUUAAUAAGACAUGUAUUCAGUAUUAGUAUACAUAUUUUCUAACUAGCGUCUGUCUUCAUGAUCUUAACGCUACUUGAAUCUCUGUGUGAAAGUAAUAAACUGUGUAUGUGACUGAAAAAGUACAUAACUGAUGUUAUUAUAAAGAGAUGAUAAAGACGGAAACUGCAGAUUUUCAGUUUUAACAAAUGUUGGAAAAGUCUCACAAAAUUCCAAAUGUGUUCAGAUGAAGCAGAGACUCCCCUUCUUAAACUUCUCUAUGUUCAUUUGAGCAUUUUAAAGUGUUUUACUCAUUAUAACUUCAAGAGGUCUCUAAAGAUUUGUCCUUCCUGUGUCAAUAACUUAAAGUGAAACAACCCUUUUUUACAAAUCCAAUGCUUGUUUCCAACCUCAACAUGCUCUCUGUCAUCGCAAUGUUUUGCAUAAAUAAUUUGAUUUGCAUUUGAUUGUUUUUGUUCUGUGCAAAGCAUGCUGAAUUUGCAUAUGUAUGAGAUGAGCUGUACAUAUGAAAACAAAUUGAACCAAAUUGGCCCCUACACAGCUGUAAGUGAAUGCAGGGAGUCUUGAUAGAAAUUUAGGGUAUGUAUCGAUUUGAUGAAAAAUACAUCAAACAGUUUUGGUAACCUCAGUCUGGACUGGUAAUUACCACCAAGUUGAAGUAAGCACUCAGUACUCAAAGUGAGUUUGAAAUAAAGUAUGUUUGACUUUUGGAUCCACAGGCUGUUCAGUUUUAUCUCCACUUUCGUUAAGUUUCAGCAGAGUAACUUUUUUUAAUUGCUCUUUUCACCUCUGGUGAUCUCUGCUUUAAAUUAUACCCCUACUUUACCUCUGAGUCAGCUGUGACUUCAGUAGAUACAUCCUCUAUAACUGCCUCUUUCUUGUUUACUGCUUCACAUCUUCUUUCUUCUUUCUUUCCUAGAAUCGUUCGGGCAGAACUAUCCAGAGGUAAGCCGCCAGCUCCAUACGUACACUUCAGUUUGAUGGAAGGUCUCAGAGUGUUGUAAACCUUUGUUUCAUUGUAUGUUUACGUGUCUGCGUGUGUUUUCAGGAGGCAGAUGGCACUCUGGAUUGUAUCAGCAUGGCCCUCACCUGCACCUUCAACCGUUGGGGCACCCUGCUGGCUGUGGGUUGUAACGACGGACGUAUCGUCAUCUGGGACUUCCUCACACGAGGCAUCGCCAAAAUAAUCAGCGCACACAUUCACCCAGUCUGCUCGUUAUGGUGAGACAGUCAUUCAAAAGUACCAUUAAAUGCACUAAUGGACAGAAGGCUAAACACCUGUGUGUUCACAGCUGGAGUCGAGAUGGCCACAAGCUGGUGAGUGCUUCUACAGACAACAUUGUCUCGCAGUGGGACGUCCUGACUGGAGACUGUGAUCAGAGGUUUCGUUUCCCCUCACCCAUCCUGAAACUCCAGUGUCAUCCCAGAGACAUGUAAGUGACCACAGAGAGUCUUUAUGUAAAUGAUUUCGUCACCAUUGGCAGAAAAUUGCAGACUUUCUGUUUUAAAACCAAUUUGUUAUGAUACUCUCAGGGAUAAGGUGCUGGUGUGUCCCAUGAAGUCCGCCCCCGUCCUGCUGACUCUAUCAGACUCCAAACAUGUUGUCCUGCCUGUGGACGACGACUCAGACCUAAAUGUGGUGGCAGCCUUUGACAGGCGGGGGGAGUACAUCUACACCGGCAACGCCAAAGGAAAGGUCAGACUUAUGCAGCAGUGACUUUUUUUCAGCAUGGCUACAGACACAGCAGCUGCGAUGUCGACCCGUAUUCAUGCGCAUGAAAAUAGUUUCAAAUUAAAUGACUUUGGAGUCCUUAUAGACAGGAUUAUACAGGUUUGUGUUUGUCUCAGUUUACAGCUUAUAGAAAAUAAAAAUAAUUAAUGUCACAACACAGAAAUUUACUCACACCUGUUAUUUAUUUACAAACCAGAGUACUUAUUUACCCAGCCUACAUGCAGCCUGUGAACAUUUGAGUUUUCUGGGCUUUUUGAAAAAACCUCCAGAGCUCUUUGAUAGUUGAACUCAGCAGUGGAGGGGGCCAUUAAUGCUCACACUCAUGCAGAUGGCAAGAUGCUCCUCUUGUAGCCUGUUCCUCAGGUCAAUCUUCACCUAGAAAUUCUUGUGUUAACCUCUACUCUGCGCCGCUCAAGGAGCUACGCUGUUACGUUCAUGUAACGUUACGUUCUCUGCGCUUCUCGCUGUAUAAAUAAGCUGAAACGUUACCUUUUACGUUAAUGGAAGAGGGUCCGACAGGAUUUGAUGACUCAAAACAAGUCGAAAAUAACGUUGUGUUUUGUUGUGCUCACACAGUGCGAGUAGAAAUCAUUAGUGGCGCAUUGAUGUUAAUGAUUAUGUCAGUCGCGGCGCACAUAAUUCAGCAGUGGCAGUGUGCCGCUUCUGAAUGAAUGUAGGGGAAACACUGUGCAGUAUGCUUCACAUUUAUGUCUGUGCUUCUUGAAAGAAAACAAAUGUUACAUUGAAAUAAAAAUCUCAGUGCUGUGUAAAUGUGAAAAAAAAAAAAGCACCUCCUGAAAGUGGUCAACUGAAACAGUUCAUCAUCUUGUCUCUGUCUGCCUGCUGUUGCAGAUUCUUGUGUUGAAGACAAACACUCAGGAACUUGUUGCUUCCUUCAGAGUUACAACCGGCACCAGCAACACCACCGCCAUCAAAUCUAUUGAAUUUGCACGCAAGGGCAGGUGAGCGGCUACAUGAUUAAACCUGGAGGAGAACAUUAUUGGGACCCCUCACAUAUAAAAAUGGGCAGAUUAUUGUCACAGAUUGAAUUUUCUUUAAAAACCAGUGCUGAAGAAUUUUCUUCUUUUUGCUUUCCUCCUUGUGUGUCUAAUCUGACCCUGGUUUUUGUCUGGUUUUCUGUGCAGCUGCUUCCUCAUAAACACAGCAGACCGGAUCAUCAGGGUGUAUGACGGCAGGGAGAUACUAACCUGUGGCAGAGAUGGUGAGCCUGAACCCAUGCAGAAACUACAGGACUUGGUUAACAGGUAUGUCUACACUGAACCCUGCUCCACUUCGUCUGCUGUAGAAGAUCUUUUUUCCUGUUUAAGUCAGCUUGUUUUGUUUUGCUGAAGGUUGAAAUGGUAUUCAUAAGAAAUGCAAGAUUGCUGCACACUUGGAAACAUUACAUGUUAUUACUGAAUCUUGGUGCCGUGGGGUUAACAUUGAUUGUGUAGUAGACCCACAUCUCUUUCCUCCUCUGGUCUCAGUCUGUUCUCGUCCUCUGUCUGUGUUUUUCUCCGUCCAGGACUCCCUGGAAGCGUUGCUGUUUCUCUGGGGAUGGUGAGUACAUUGUGGCCGGCUCGGCUCGGCAGCACGCUCUCUACAUCUGGGAGAAGAGCAUCGGCAACCUGGUGAAGAUCCUCCAUGGAACAAGAGGAGAGCUGCUGCUGGAUGUCGCUGUAAGACUCUCAACGCUGAAAGUCUGGCUCAGACAAACACAGUAUGUGUCGAUUUAAACGUUGACACAACACUAACUCAUUUCACCUUUGACCUUUGUCCAGUGGCAUCCUGUCCGCCCGAUUAUCGCCUCCAUCUCCAGCGGAGUGGUGUCCAUCUGGGCUCAGAACCAAGUGGUGAGUGGACAGUGACAGUAAAGGCUGAACAGAUGUUUUUAAAGGUGUUUAAGCCGUCAUGUUUCUAUACUAAAAGACUUUUCUCCGUGUUGUUAGUCAGAUCAAAGUUUGGAAAUUGGGCCUUAAAUUAAGCAGUUAAAUCCCCACUGAGUUUAAGUGACAAUACCAAGUUGACACUGGGGUUUGUUCUUUUAUGAAGGGUUACUCAUAGUAAUUAGUUCCAUCCUUUACAAAGAGCCUUGAAAUAAGAUGAAUAAAUUGUACAAACUAAACAGCAGUAUAAUAGUAUGUACAUGUUGGAGUCAAUGAACACUGUUUGGUCUGCAGGAAAACUGGAGCGCCUUCGCCCCGGACUUUAAAGAACUGGAUGAAAACGUGGAGUACGAGGAGAGAGAAUCUGAAUUCGACAUUGAGGAUGAAGACAAGAGUGAACCUGAGCAGACAGGUAGAUAACAAACAAACAAACAUGCACCUGCACAGACACUCAGGUGUGUUCCACAGACCUUUUUGACUGUUGCUGUGUUAUUGUUGGAAUGAGUUGGAGUGUGGAGGGGACUGUGUAGUAGUCAUGACUUAACAAACUAGUUUUUUUUUUUUUUUUGGACACGCGGUUCAGCCAAACCACCAAGUGCCCUUAAAGCACAACUGUGCCGGAAAAACCACUUCUGCUCCCUCUGAACCCUCUGCUGCAAGACAGAACUUGAACAUUUCACUCUUUAGUAAAAUGCAAAUAAAAGUACGACAAAAAAACUACUAAUGCUGGUGGCAAUGAAGCGUCUCCUAAAAUCUACUUUAAAACCUUUGGAAAGUACUGAGCGUUUCUACAGCUGAUCUGACUCAAUAAUCUCAUGUACGCUCUCUCUCUCUGAUCCUUUUUGUUUUCCUGCGUUAGUUGAGACAGCAACUGCUGGAUCGCCCUGCAUGUCUCCAACAUCCAACAUCUCUCAAAUCAAAAUCACGCUCAUGUUUCAGGUGCAGAUGCAGCUGAGGACGAGGAGGUGGACGUCACGACUGUAGACCCUAUAGUUGCUUUUUGCAGCAGGUCAGAAAAAAAAAAACAUUGUCUUUGCUGCUUCUGCAGACCAAUCUCAGUCGUCCUUUUCAAAACAACACGAUGUCUCUUUGUGUCUCUCAGUGAUGAGGAGCUGGAGGACUAUAAGGCCCUGCUGUACCUGCCCAUCGCUCCAGAGGUGGAGGAUCCAGAGGAGAACCCCUUCGGCCCUCCUCCUGAUGCCUCAGUCCAGACUGCUGCCACAGACGACGCCCUCGCUGGUGGAGACAAGAAGCAGAGACAGCCUUCGUCUGAUGGAGGCCCGGCCAAGAAGAAGGCUCGCACCACUACUGUUGAACUACCAGGGGUGCCCAGCGAUGGUGAGGGGAGGAAACACUGUGCUAAAAACAAGCUGGAUGCAUUUACAGAGCCAAGUUAAUUUGGAUUUACACGUUCAGAAACAGGUGAAUGUUUUGUCAAAAGCUGACUGUUGAUCCCGGUCCUUCCUCUCUCCCCAGAGGUGCACCCUCUACUGGGUGUGAAGGGCGAUGGAAAGUCCAAGAAGAAGACAGCAGGCCGGCCCAAAGGCUCCAAAGGUAAAGACAAAGACUUCCCCUUCAGGCCCAAGCCCUACAGGGGCGAACGGCCCUCCUUCCCCAUGGAGGCUCUGGGCAGCUCUGGCCCAGUAGGAGGAGGAGGAGGAGGAGGGAUGAAGGGGAGAGCAGAGGGGGGCCUGGCCACAGGUAAGCCUGCCACAGCCACCUGCCCCGCUGCUGCUGCUGAGUCUGGGAGCUCUGCUAGUCUUGACUGACACCUCACCAACCCGGCCUGUCUCAGAGGUCCUGUUUACACCCGGUAUUAACGUGUGCUGAGUGAUCGGAUCACAGGGAGACGGCUCUAAGCACAGGUGUGACACACAAGAUCAGGUUACAAAAUUCAGAGCUUUAAACUUCUCAAUGGUAAAUAGUCAUGGAUGCACAAAUAUAAGGUCACAUGUGGAGCAGAAGAUGCAAAGAGGAUAAAAGAGUUAAUAAAGAUCAGAAAAUGAAACUGAAAAGACGAAAAGGUGUGUAAGAAUUCAUCAGGAAAUAAACUUUCAGCUCAGAUUUUUUGGAGAGGCCCUUUAGAUCUCUAUGUAACCUCCCCUGUAUUGUGAGGCUCUAGAUCAUCAGAUUAUUUAGAGGUGUUUACUAAUCAGAUCAGUCUUUUUACAUUUAAACUUGUAGUCCAUAUAUUUAUUUACAAUAUGCCACUUCCAUAUCCUCGUAAAUGACACACCAACCUGUCUGUAGUUCAGCUCGUUCUGCAGUGUGGUUCAUACACUUGCAGUAAAAAGACACAGGUCAAAAGAACAAUAGGAUCCUCAAUGACAGUCAAACCACAGAUGUUUGUGUCUGUUCUCCGCCCACUCUCCUGUUUCCUCCUCUUGUAUUGAGAGGGAAUAAAAUUAAAUCUGAAAAGUGAACCGCCACACUUCGAGGUGACUACUCGUGAUCAGACCAACCAGGAUGCACAUUAAUACCAGGUGUAAACACGGCCAAAGACACCCCUCUCCUUGUACUGCUUCAACCCAACACCAACCCCCCACACCCCUUUCAACCCCACCGACUACACCCAACAUCCCAGCUCACUGACAGAAACCUGUCGCAGCAAAGCCUCAGUCUGGAGGACAGAACGUAAAAUCUGACCUCUGAACUUUCUUAAACUGAACAGGAGGCAGGGUGAACGUGUUGUUUUUAAUCUUUGCUAGAAUACUAGAAUCAAAAAUGGAACUUAAAAAUCAAACCCCUGUCUUUAUGUUAGUGAGAUUUUACAUUUUUCUUGUACUCAGAGUUUCUCCUCAAGAGUCCUUGACCUCAGUACGAACUUAUUUAAUCGUAUUUCUCAAAAAAAGAAAAACUACCGACUCCUUUCUCUCUAACGUGGGCCUCAGCAGUAACAUACCUGCUCUGACGUCGCUGAAUUCCAGGCCUCAUGUUUUGUAACACAAAGUUACCACUCGGUCAGACUUUAAGCCACAUGCGGCCUCUUUCUGCUGCUAUUCUGGGCCAAGAAAUCUGCUUGCUGUUAAGUUUGUUGGCUAAGUUUAGUUUUGAAAUAUGUGAACAAUGUGGAGCUCAAAAACUCUGUUUGCAGAAACCCUGCAGCAUCUUUAUCAGAGAGGUGAGAGUUCUCGUGAAAGUGGUGAGUGUAAGCGUGCCCAGCAGGUGCUGCGGCUACAUUAAAAGACCCUGAAAGUGCUGCAAACCAACAUAACUAAGCUCACAGCUACACUCAGUGAGACACAUCCCAUGUUCAGAGGCUGUAGUCCUCUUUUCAGCAGUCAUAGGUUCGACUCCUGGCCUUAAACCUCUGUUGCAUGUCCACUCUUUCUCUCUCUCUCUUUAUGACCCUCACGUUUCCCGUUAAAUCCAAGUAACACUUCCCCUUCAAAAUCAGUCAGUAUUUUUCCCUGAUCUAUGAAUAUCACACACACUCGUCUAUAUAUUUAAAGCUGCGGCCACUGAGAUCAGAGCUUGUUAUGUUUUAAUUCCAUGUGUAGUUGAAGUCCAUGGCUGUUCAAGAGAACCACACUGUUACACACUGACUCACACUGAACUUAUACUAGGACUGUGUUGCCUGAGUUAGGAUGUAUUGAUAUUGAUUAAAGUUAUUUCUGCAGUGUUAAAUCCUGUUGUACUUCUAUAGCUUAAUUCCCUCCAGACUGUGGCUUUCUGACAGAAUAACCUGCUAACUUUAGCCUCACUGCGACUAAUUUGCCUUCAUUUUAAACUCUGGUGAAGUUGGUUUGUAGUUGGCAGACGGGUGUUGACGUGGCUGAACGGUGGGAUGGUGCAGCUUGUUUCCCUGCGGGCUAGCUGGCUAGUCUACGUCUACUUCCUGCUUGGCCUCUGACCCUCCUGCUCCCGCUCCCACCUCGCUCCUUUUGGGCUUUUCAUGUGACAUGAACGUGUGUCUGUAGCAGCGCUGCUCAGGUCCUGUCUUCUCUGUUUUUCUGUGUCUGACACAUGUUGAUUAUGCUGUAGUUUGUUUUUAUGUCUUAACAUAUCCUACUAGCACCACCCAAUUACGGAAAUCCAUUAAAUCGUUGUAUCAGGACUAAAUCAUGAGACGAUAAAACAAGGGAGCAUGAUUCUAUCAUGAUGAAAUGCUUAUAAAUCAGAUUUUAAUUGUUUUUAAUCAUAACAGCAAAGGUUGGACUCCUGAUAGUUUUGCAUUAGUCUUGUUAUUUUUGUGUUUAACUUCUCCUUAGUCAUAAUGAGUGUGAGUGAUUAUGACUAGGGUGAUGAGAUAAAGUCAGAGUUUAGUAAAACUAUGAAUAGUUUCAGUGACAGAGUAGAUGAAAUGGACUGGAGUUUCUAUGAAAUUAAGGAUUAUGUUCCUCCAGACGGCAUCAAAAUCUAACAUCGACCAUCUUACUGAAAGAGAAAAUCAGAAUCCACUGUUUUGUGUGGAUUUUGGCGUCCUCUUGGACAGAGUGUUUAGUAUGUAGUCCUGACAAGAAUAAUCUGAAUUUGGUUCUCUUUGGAUCUUAUAUGAAUCAGGUUGAUCCAGUCCAGUUUCUCAGUGCUUUACCUCAGCGUCUGAUUGCCGAUGAUGUGACGAUAUGUGUGUAUUUCUGCAGGGAGUCUGGUCUCACAGUCGUACAAACAACACGACAUCGGGGGGAUGGACUGAUGGCUGCUGUGUACAGUUGUGAAGGAGCACCAGCAGGCUGAAACAAAGAGACACAAAGCCUGAUGUCAUGUACAGACUAUGUGAGUGAGCAGUCUGGCUCAUGUGCAGACUGUUUACCUCUUCAAACCAGAGCACAGCGUCACACGAAAACUCCUCUCCUCUGCCCAGAUCACUGACAGGAGCCGGCAAAGACGGUGUGGAGCAGCUGAGACGUCACAGUAGAGAUCAUGUCCUCUGUCUCUGUAGGAUUCAACAUGUAUAGAUACACCUGUGACCUGAUAGUGUGUGUGUGCGAUGUGUGUCUGUCGUCUUACUCGUUGUUUUUAUACGUAUUAAAACAUUUUGAUUUAUAAAUAAAAGCCUCUGAGUGGUUCAAAAUUUAUCUGGAGAUCCUUAAAAUAUUAUAAAAGGAGGAAAAGUUGGUUCAUUUUUAAGAUAUGGCAUCAACAUUUGCUAACUAAUAUUUUCUCUAUAAGAAUUGCCAACACUUUUUUUAAAUGUAUUUGAGUACCCAGAUGUUUGAAGAGACCUGGAAAAAAAUAAAAAAGACGAUUGUUUUCUAUUUUUCUCGUUUUCUCAAACUGCACCAUUGUCUCUAUCCUGGGACAGUGUUAGCUGAUUUGAAAUAGAGGCCCAUUUAUAAAUUUUAAUAUGCUCUAAAAUUACUCUAAAUCCUCCAAACAGUCCUUUUGCAUGACAUAAAGGUGGCCUAUCAUCACCAUUGAAAUAAACUGUCUCAAGGGUCUGCAAGCUGAGCUGUAGAGGGUAUCAGCUCAUUUAUGAAUUACAGUAUGCUUGAUAUUUACUUUAAAAGAAAAACCCUGGUCAUUUUGUGUAAAGUUUAAGCGUCCUUUUCGGCUUUGUAGUGAAAACUUUUUAUAGGGGGUCUGCUGCUGAGCUACAGUGAGUACAAGCUUAUCCUUAAAUUUUGACAUGUUUCAUAGUCUCUUAAAUUCUAAAACAAGUCUGUUUGCAUUAAAGAAAGCUGUCUCAGCUUUACAGUGGACACUGUGUUGAGGGUCUGCUAGCUGAGCUGCAGCAAAAUUUAACACAGAUUUAAACUGUCAUAACUAAAUAAAUAAAAUGUCACCUUUAAAACUUGUCAGCUAGAUGAGCUGUAAUGCAUAAAAAGUUCAUUCAAAGAUUUUUAAUAUCCAGUCUUGUUGUCAUUCAGGUUUUUAUGUGUGAAUGUUUUAGUUUCCCUGGUUUGACUUAUUUGUAUUCCUUUAUUUACUUUUAUUUAAAAGUUGCAGACUGAUGUGAAUGUGUUCUCUUGCAGCUUUGUAUAAAGUAAAUUGGCUCCUGUUGCUAGAUCUGUCAA